Molecule: messenger RNA, 3249 nt
Organism: Cimex lectularius (bed bug)
Lineage: Eukaryota; Metazoa; Arthropoda; Insecta; Hemiptera; Cimicidae
Product: NCK-interacting protein with SH3 domain
Exons: 11
Coding region: 246-2012 (588 amino acids)
Biological process (GO): endocytosis
Molecular function (GO): protein binding; Arp2/3 complex binding
Source: RefSeq, a predicted model, not a curated record
CACAGCAGCUGCCGUUGAUAAUUCAUUUUUGUUCUUAUUGUUUGGGUUGUAGUUUUAUUUUAGCGUUUAUUUUAUAUUCUAAUGGGACCGGAGGAAUGGGCAAGUCUGUAGCAUUAUUAUUCAGAUUUAAAAAUGAGACAAAACAGUUUUUAAGUCGAACAUCCAAUUCCACACGACUGGUCUAGGCAAAUCAAAGUUAGAGUCUAGUAUUUGGCAAUUAUUUGGGAUAAAACAAUACAAAAGAUAUGCAGAAAACGAAGAAAGAAGGUGAUUUUGAGAUGCUAGAAGCCAUGUAUGACUUCACCGGGACAAUUGCUCAUACGCUCAGUUUCAAGAGGGGUGACAAUUUCAUAUUCCACUCGGCUUCCAACUUAAAGCGGAACUGGUGGAGUGUUAUAGACUCGUUGGGGAAAAUUGGCUACAUACCGUCAAACUAUGUAUCAAUAAAUAAGGUGAGUAAAGGGAAGAUGUUGGAAUUCAUCACCUACGCCAUCGAAGAAUUGGACAAUGAGAUUUUAAAAGUGGGAGGAACGGAGAAACGGCUCGAUGUCAUGAGAGAACUCAAUUUGAAGAAACAGGAAAUUCUCGACAGCAAACAGAAAACCAACUCCAUCAAAGACAAACAUGCUGGCACGAGACAGUUGAAAAAUUCCACUACUCUAAAUGAAGAUCUCGUCAAGAAGACAGAAGAUCAGAAUCCCCCUUUAGCGAUGAGGGUGUCGGUUUCAGAAACAAAGUUUCCCGAUGGAAAAAGCGCAGAGAUUAAUUUAGAUGGGAAGAAUACGAGUAACAUUACUCCUCACAGCGCUUAUCUUUUAAUUCAGCAGGUUAGAAAUCAAACUGGGUUGAGUUUUGAAGGGUCGAGAAUUGCCGUAGGCGUUGUAGCCGAGGGUUUUUUGGAACUUUUGCCGUCUAAUUGUGUCCCAAGUUUGGAAUCGUUCUUGGAGUUGCUUCAAAACGAAAUAAUCCCGACCAGUGCAAUAAUCGACGACACGCAGGACGCACAGAACUUGUGUCAAAUACUGACACACCUGACUAAUGCAAGGGGCGACGCCCAGCAACGAUCUUGGCAUUUGUGGGACGAUGAGGCAACCAUCAAGAAAAAUAUUACACAGUUGUCAUCUAUCCUUAGCAACGCUGACCCGAUGAUAAGCAAAAGGGUUUUUAAAAAGAACAAUUUCGACGAUGUUCUUAUGCUUGUCGAUUAUUAUCAAAUGGAAGAUAGGUCGUCGAUCAGGCAGUUAUUAGUCCAAGCGUUUGCCGUGAUGUGCACUUUGGACAAAGUGAUUAUAAAUUUACUUUUAAAUUCAGUUUUACCGAUGGAACUUGGAAGGGAAAUGCAAAGCAAUUUUGCUUCGAGAUGUAAACUAUCCAAGCCUGCGCUGUUAUUAGCAAUGAUAUUUUCAACAGGAGAAGCCAUGCCAAUCACACAUCUAGAUCAACUAGGUGUAGACUUUGUUAAAAUGAUAUUGGAAGUCAUCGAGCUAGAACGAGGGUCUGAAAUAGCCGAUAAAAUGCUAACACUCAUCCUUUCAUAUAAUCUUCAGUUUAAGCACAAAUCGUCAGCGAACGUCAUCAUUCAGGCUCUUCAGGAAGUUACAUGUGCCAAAACGUUUUCAGAGAAGGUACUUCUUCUCAUCAAUAGAGAAGAGGACCCUCUUGCAAAGCUGAAAGCCCAUGAGUGCCCUUGCCAUUCAGUCCUCAAGCUUCUCAAGGAUCUGUUCUCCAAUACGGCCACUGCUGACUUAUUUUAUACAAAUGAUGUUAAAGUACUGAUAGAUAUUGUUGUAAGGCAAAUCACCGAUCUUCCACCUAACAAUAAGAAAAGGACUGAAUACUUAGAAUUGUGUAAGUUGAUACUUUACUGCUGUGAUUCACUAGCUUUCGAACAUCGUUUGUCCGAACUCAAGAAUGUUUUUUAUCACAUAUUGAAAGACGAAGUUCCACCGGUUGAAAAAGACAAAUCAAUAGUUCUGGAAAUAACCGAAGCUCUUCCGAAAAUUUUUGAGUGAAGUUGUCGCGAGACUGCAACCAAUUUGUGUCAUUCUGUCAUAACUUCAGAAUUCACAUCACACCAGAAGCUUCUCUAGGAAAGGCAUCUAGUAAGAGAGUCGUUUUCUUGAUUUUGAAGAGUAGCUGGAGAGCUGUUCUGAAAAUUUUAGACAGGAGAGCUUCUGGGAUGUCCAUACUGCACAUUUUUCAGGAAAAACACAAGGAAGCUGUAUUAAACUUGAGAAAAUAUUGAUUUUAAAACAAAUAAUAUUUGGCUAUAUAUCUACUAUCUUAUAUAUAGUAGAAACUGUUGCAUAAAUAGAUUUUUAUUUUAAAGAAACGGGUGGAUUUAAUUGAUUUUUUGACACAAAAACACAAUUGUAUUAGUUUCUAGUCAAGUGAAAAAAUAUUGGUGAAAGAGAUGAAAGUAUAUGUUUAGUGUUAUGUUAGUAACUAUUGACAACCAAAAAUUUUUAUAAUUAUCCUGUUCUUUGAAAUAAAAUGCUUAAAAAAAGUGCUUGCCUCACCUAGUGUCAUACCAGUCUUAUUAAGUUGUAUUUGUGCUCCUCUAAUUAAAUGUAGUGUUAAUUAAAAAUGUGAUAGAAAAGAAAAGUGAUCUUUGUGAGGUAUGUCGUACAAUUUGACUUGUGAACGAAUUACGAUUGUAUGUGACAUUCCCCAUAAAUUAAGAUUGGAUUUGUAAACUUAAAUUGUAAGGAUUUUGUUGAAAUAUGUGGGCAGAAAGUAUGACUAGGAUUUACAGCUUCAUUCGUUCUAUUAAUAUGUUAACUUGGUAGUUUUGUAUUUGUUAAAAUUAAUGCUAUUUAAAUGCUGUAAACCAAAUUUCAAGUACUUUUUGAAACAUCUUAAAUUGCACUGGUUUUUUUUCCUCUUGUCUGUGGUUUUUCAUUUCUUUUUUUCAUUUUUAAAUGUAUAACACCUAUAGGUAAUGUACCUUUUUCAAAAUGUAAUCAUUGUCUUAAGACAAGACACAUUUUUGAACUUAUAAUCCAACUUUAAAGCUUGUAAAACUCUUAAAACCAUCUUAUAUCUAACAACUCACUAUUUAUUUUUUAUAAAACUAUGUAGUUUUUACAUGUUAUUUUCAGGGUAGAAGUAUGUAUUUUUUAGGCAAAAAAUGAAUAUUUAAUACAGUCUUUGUAGUUAUGCUUCAAUAACUACAAUAAGUCAAUCAUAAGAGAUCUUAUAAUUUAUUGUAAAAUUUACUUUAAAUAUAAUGCAAAAUUUAAUGACUAA